Molecule: messenger RNA, 1785 nt
Organism: Mus pahari (shrew mouse)
Lineage: Eukaryota; Metazoa; Chordata; Mammalia; Rodentia; Muridae
Gene: Dhdh
Product: dihydrodiol dehydrogenase
Exons: 7
Coding region: 80-1081 (333 amino acids)
Biological process (GO): D-xylose catabolic process
Molecular function (GO): D-xylose 1-dehydrogenase (NADP+) activity; nucleotide binding
Source: RefSeq, a predicted model, not a curated record
CCAAGGGUCCAAGCCCGGCGGUGGCGCGCGGGGGUGGCGUCGGCUCCGCCUCCCGCCCCGCAGGCAGAAGACCUGCAAGAUGGCGCUGCGCUGGGGCGUCGUGUCGGCCGGCUUAAUUGCCAGCGACUUUACCACCGUGCUGAGCUCACUGCCUCCCUCGGAGCACCAGGUGGUAGCCGUAGCUGCGAGGGACCUGAGCCGGGCGGAGAAGUUCGCACAGAAAUACAACAUCCCCAAGGCCUAUGGCUCCUAUGAGGAGCUGGCCAAGGACCCAAACGUGGAGGUGGCCUACAUUGCCACCCAGCACCCCCAGCACAAGCCAGCCGUACUCCUCUGCCUGGCAGCAGGCAAGGCUGUCCUUUGCGAGAAACCCAUGGGCGUGAAUGCAGCAGAAGUUCGGGAGAUGGUUGCCAAAGCCCGUUCUCAAGGCGUCUUCCUUAUGGAGGCCAUUUGGAGCCGAUUUUUUCCUGCCAUGGAGGCUCUGAGGGAAGUUUUGGUUCAAGGAACUAUCGGAGACCUACGAGUGGCCCGGGCAGAAUUCGGAUUCGAUUUAAGAUCUAUACCCCGGGCCACAGACUGGAACCAGGCCGGCGGUGGUCUGCUGGACCUAGGCAUCUACUGUGUCCAGUUCCUCUCCAUGGUCUUUGGUGCACAGAAACCAGAGAAGAUUUCAGCCGUCGGGAGGAUCCAUGAAACAGGUGUGGAUGACACUGUCAGCGUGCUACUUCAGUACCCAGGAGGGGUUCAUGGUAACUUCACCUGCAGCAUCUCCUCCAAACUCCUCAACAUGGCGUAUGUGAAUGGUACCAAGGGCAUGGCCCAGAUUCAAAAAUUAUGGUGCCCAACAGAGCUGGUGGUGAAUGGAGAGCGGAAGGAGUUCCCUCCGCCUGUCCUUGGGAAGGAGUACAAUUUUGUAAAUGGGUCAUGCAUGCUCUAUGAAGCCAACCAUGUGCGUGAGUGCCUGCGUAAAGGUCUUAAGGAGAGUCCUGUAGUUCCUCUGGCAGAGAGUGAGCUCUUGGCUGAGAUCCUUGAGGAGGUGAGGAAGGCCAUUGGAGUCACCUUCCCCCAGGAUAAAUGCUGAUACAGCUCCUGUGAUGGAUGUGUGUGGCGAGCAGCCUUCCCUCCUGCUUGGACCUCCGUAACCUGACUGACCCUCAUUGCUUUGGAGUUGUUGUUGUUGUUGUUGUUGUUGUUGCAAGUCAGCUGGAGAGCACUCCCUUUCUGGGUGUGGGAAGCCAGCUUUGAUGAGUCAGGGUGUGGAGUCAGGGGACUCCACAGACACCAAAGCUUCUUUCUAGGACACAAACAGGUUCUCUCUUUACUUGGGAGGAAACACACACACACACACACACACACACACACACAUACUUGAUGGAUGAAGCAAGGCUCCAACAACUUUGUUUUUCCCCCAUAUCCCCCAGCAAACUCUUUGAAGAAGUAUAAAAAUUACAAUGUGGUUACAUUCUAUCUUUAAGUGAAUGAAUAAAUGAAGUACAAUGAGUUUAAAACCAACAGCAACAAGCCCAGCAGGUCCCAGCACCCUUAUGUGAUUAAGCAAUUUAUGUAUUACAGGCUGGAAACCGAAACCGAUUACUAACAUGGAUCCACAUACAUACCUGUCUAAACAAUUUGUUAUAGACUAACAAACUAUAGGCAAAAUAGAUAUUUUUCUCAGCCAGUUCUUUGACUGGCAAGCUGCAAUUUGUGAUUACAAAGAAAGGAACAAUCAUUUUGUUAUUUAUCCUGAAAAGUAAUUUUUUAUUAUUUAUUCACUUUACAUCCCAG